Molecule: messenger RNA, 2148 nt
Organism: Pseudomassariella vexata
Lineage: Eukaryota; Fungi; Ascomycota; Sordariomycetes; Amphisphaeriales; Pseudomassariaceae
Product: adaptin N terminal region-domain-containing protein
Exons: 5
Coding region: 1-2148 (715 amino acids)
Biological process (GO): intracellular protein transport; vesicle-mediated transport
Cellular component (GO): membrane coat
Molecular function (GO): clathrin binding
Source: RefSeq, a predicted model, not a curated record
AUGGCGGUGAAUCGCAUUCGUGGGGCCUUUGCCGUGCCUCGAAAGGGCGAAACAUUCGAGCUGCGAGCUGGCCUGGUCUCGCAAUAUGCCUACGAACGGAAGGAGGCUAUCCAAAAGACGAUUAUGGCGAUGACGCUGGGCAAGGACGUGUCGGCGCUGUUUCCAGAUGUUCUGAAGAAUAUCGCAACAGGAGACUUGGACCAGAAGAAGCUUGUCUAUUUAUAUCUGAUGAACUACGCGAAAUCACACCCCGACCUAUGUAUAUUGGCCGUCAACACGUUUGUCCAAGAUGCGGAGGACCCGAACCCCCUGAUUCGGGCCUUGGCCAUACGGACUAUGGGCUGCAUUCGGGUCGACAAGAUGGUAGACUAUAUGGAGGAACCACUGAGGAAGACGUUGAGGGACGAGUCACCAUACGUACGGAAAACCGCUGCCAUUUGCGUAGCAAAGCUCUUCGACCUGAACCCGACCAUGUGUAUCGAGAACGGCUUCCUGGAGACGUUGCAGGAGCUGAUUGGGGACCCGAAUCCCAUGGUUGUCGCAAACUCGGUAACGGCCCUCGGUGAGAUCACCGAGACUGCGCCCGAGACAAGCGCCUUGAUCAUCACCCCGGUGACACUGAAGAAGCUCCUCAUGGCGCUCAACGAAUGCACCGAAUGGCCGCAAACUACACAAGAGUCGGAGCAUAUAUGCGAAAGGGUUGCGCCUCAGUUCCAGCACGUAAACCCAAGCGUGGUGUUAGCCGCCGUCAAGGUCGUCUUCAUCCACAUGAAACUGAUCAAUGCCGACCUGGUGCGACAGUACUUGAAGAAAAUGGCACCCCCCUUAGUUACCCUGAUCGCAUCCGCCCCUGAAGUUCAAUAUGUGGCUUUGCGGAAUAUCGAUCUCCUGCUGCAAGCCAAGCCAGACAUCCUCAGCAAGGAGCUGAGGGUUUUCUUCUGCAAAUACAAUGACCCGCCCUACGUCAAGCUUCAGAAACUCGAGAUUAUGGUGAGGAUAGCGAACGAAAAGAACUAUGAGCAACUUCUGGCCGAGCUGAAGGAGUACGCACUGGAAGUUGACAUGGACUUUGUGCGAAGAUCAGUGAAGGCGAUCGGUCAAGUCGCCAUUAAGAUCGAGGGCGCAAGCGAGAAAUGCGUAAACACCCUACUGGAUCUCAUCGCCACCAAGGUCAAUUACGUCGUGCAGGAGGUUAUCGUGGUCAUCAAGGACAUCCUGCGGAAAUAUCCCGGCUAUGAAGGCGUCAUUCCGACACUUUGCAAAUAUAUCGAGGAACUUGACGAGCCAGAGGCGCGAGGGUCAUUGAUAUGGAUUGUCGGCGAGUACGCUGAGAAGAUCAGCAAUGCGGACGAAAUUUUGGCCAGUUUCGUGGAAGGAUUUAUGGAGGAGUUUACACAAACACAACUUCAGAUCUUGACAGCCGUUGUGAAGCUGUUCUUGAAGAACCCGAGCAACAACCAGGGGCUGGUGCAGACUGUCCUGCAACAGGCGACGACAGAUAACGACAACCCCGAUAUUCGUGAUAGGGCAUACGUCUACUGGCGUCUCCUUUCCGGUGACUUGGACAUUGCCAAGAAUAUCGUGCUCUCCCAAAAGCCCGCGAUCUCCACCACAGUGACAUGCCUUCCCUCAGCCCUUCUCGAACAGCUGCUCACCGAGCUAUCAACCCUUGCUUCGGUCUACCACAAACUACCAGAGUCUUUUGUUGGCAAGGGCAGAUAUGGAGCAGAUGCUAUACAACGCGCCGCUAUUGAGGAACAGCGCGAAAACGCCUCCGAGAAUCCUAUCGCCGCAGGUGCCGUAGCCGCCGCGGCCAACGGCACAGGUGCCCAGGGGAAUAUCGAGAAUCUCCUAGAUAUCGACUUUGAUGGUGGAGCGCCGGCAAGUUUGGAACAAGCCAGUUCUAUGGCCACACCAGACCGGGUGGCCAGCCCCGCCGGCCCACAGCAGUCGGGUGGAAUGGCGGAUAUGAUGGGAUUGUUCGAUGCACCAGCGCAACCGAGCAGUAGCAGUAAUGACAUGAUGAAUGGAUUCGCAGGACUGGACCUAAGUGGGAGCAGUGCACCGCCCCCGGCUUCACAGCAAUUGGGCCACGUAGAGCACAAGAACGAGGCGAGUGGAAAUGAUGAUUUGUUGGGUCUUUUCUAG